AUGCGGAUUUCGCACUCAAUUGCCCCUGCGUUGCUGCUUCUCGCAGCGGGAGCUGCUCAGGCCGCGUCAGUUUGGGGAUUCGACGACGGCAGUGUUUCGGUCGUUGCAAAGAAGUCGGGCGACACCAUCAAGGAGAAACUCAGCCAAAAGACUCCUCUUCUGAAACCAGUAUCUCUCGGAAGCACCGAUACGCUGAAGCUGAGCUUGACGGCAAAGGACAAUGGCAAGGGCAAACGGCCACAUCAGGCAUUCCUGCUUUUACAGGAGCAGGACUCGGGGCUUGAAGCGCCAUUCCCUCUGACGGUCAAGGAAAGCGGAAAGGCUGCUGUUCAAUUAUCGCACAAGGACCUCCCUAUACAACUCCUCGUCGCUGCUAAGCCGUUGAAGGCAUCCGUCGUCCUCGCCUCCUUCGGCUCGGCCCAGGGCCUCAGCACUCCCGUCUUCGAGGUCAAGAUUGAGACAGACGCAAACGUUCCGUCUCCGGCCUACGAGAAGCCCCUCCGCUACGGCAAGAAGCCCGAGAUCCACCACAUUUUCCGUCCUGAUCCGAAGAACCCGCCCAAGGUGAUUUCGCUGUUCUUUGCGCUGGGCGUGGUAGCGACGUUACCUGCCCUGCUCAUUGGCUGGAUUUCCCUCGGCGGAAAUCUCAGCCAUCUUUCCAAGGCGAUUGGCACCGCACCACUUUCGCACGCUACUUUUCUUGGAUCCAUCGUGGCAAUGGAGUUCGUCUUCUUCAUGUAUUACACUAGCUGGAACCUGUUCAAGACGCUGCCCAUCAUCGCUGCUGUUGCUGCCGUUACUGUGCUCAGCGGUACCAAGGCCUUGGGAGAAGUUCAGAGCAGGAGACUGGCAGGAGAGCGUUAA
Parathielavia appendiculata is the source of this 864-nucleotide messenger RNA. RefSeq lists its product as uncharacterized. Gene Ontology annotation, cellular component: oligosaccharyltransferase complex; membrane. The record is from RefSeq and is a predicted model, not a curated record. The transcript is spliced from 4 exons. Gene Ontology annotation, biological process: protein N-linked glycosylation. NCBI's taxonomy places the organism in Eukaryota, Fungi, Ascomycota, Sordariomycetes, Sordariales, Chaetomiaceae. The coding region runs from base 1 to 864 and encodes 287 amino acids.